This is a messenger RNA of Acanthoscelides obtectus, 2546 nucleotides long. Lineage: Eukaryota; Metazoa; Arthropoda; Insecta; Coleoptera; Chrysomelidae. The record is from the annotation of a GenBank genome assembly.
CUAUUUGCUACUUCUAAAGAUAUCAGCCGGCAACACUGAGGACACCACUGCUGCGAGUAUGCUUCGAGUAUCGGAAUUCCGAAGGUACACGUUUAUCCUUUUUUUAUUUACGUCGUUCUCCGUCUGUCUGUCAUCCUGCUUAGAUUUUUUUUUGAAAUAAUGUCCCGAUUUUACAAGUUAUCACAUAAAUUUAAUUGUUUUUACUUAACAGGCCUGAAAAAGCAAGAAUGCAAGCCAUUCAUCGUGGAAGGGUUUCAAGUAGGCCUAAUAAGGCCAGAUGUUAUGAAGCAGUUGUUAAAAUACCCAGAAGUGUUCCUGAUCCAUUCUGGUUGUGUCGAGUUGAAUCCAGCAUUUAGAGACUACCAAGAGAGAAGUAGCAAAGUUGCGCCAGUUUUAGAAGACUUGAGGGAAAAAAAUGUGUUUGUCACCCUGAGAGGAUGGAGGGAUGAGUGUUAUGAUGUGAGAACUGAGUUCAACUCUGAUGGUUUGUUGGAAAUGGAGAGAUCAGCAACUUGCUUGUUUGGAAUCCGACAGUAUGGAGUAUCAAUUAAUGGAUUUGUCAGGCAUCCGCAGAAAGGGUUGUGCAUUUGGUUCCAGAAGAGGGCACUUACUAAACAAACUUGGCCUGGUAAAUGGGACAAUAUGGUGAGUGGAGGCUUGGCUGUGAACACUGGUAUUCUAGAAACUGCACACAAAGAGGCAGCUGAAGAAGCUUCACUAACGCCACAAUUACUUGCAAGCCUGAAAAGCGCUGGAUCUGUUUCAUUCUUUUUUGAAGGAGAAAGAGGCCUGUUUCCAAACACAGAAUUUGUGUUUGACAUCGAAUUGCCAGCUGAUUUUAUCCCCGAGAACGCCGACGGUGAGGUGGAAACGUUCGAACUGAUGGAAGUCAAAGCCUGCUGCGACAGAAUCGUAUCUGAGGAGUUCAAAACCACCAGCUGUCCUGUUACAUUAGAUUUCUUGAUCAGAUAUGGGCAAAUUAAUCCAGAAAAUGAACCCGACUACUUGAAGAUAAUCGAACUAUUACACGUUCCUUUGCAGUCGAUUUACACGCUAUGUCGUUCAGAUAGUGAGAUAAAAACGAACGGCAUUACCUCAAAACAAUAAGCGUUACUUUAAGCAUCUAAGUCAAAUUUGUGAUUUUAUUUUUCCUUUACUGCUUUUAUUCAUCACACUAGAGUGUGGAUUUUAAUUUGCACAAUUGUAGAUCAUGUUAAAUAACAAACAAUAUUCACAUUGUAUAGACUGAGUUACAAGGGAAUUAUAUUUUUGCGGGCAAAUGAAAAGGAUUCUCAUCUAGAGAUAUUUGAAUGAAGUUAAAAAGAUAAAAAUGGUCUGUAGAAAAGUUGCAGAGCAUGAAAAGAUCUUUAAAACUAGACUUUAUAUUUUCUAUUUAUUGCCGCGGUUUUGUCGCUGAGCAGCUCGUCAAGAAAGACAUUCAAGGUCUCAGGUCCCUUUUUUUUUGCAUUUUAUGUGCAGUCUUUCUUCAAUCGGAUCUUGUUAACAAAUGUAAGUACAGCUCUCAAAUUAUGUGUGAAUAUUCCUCUUUUAUGGGACAAUGAAACGAGUGAUUACUUCUGUUCUUAUCACUUUUCCUUUUCGAAAAAUCUUUGAUUUUGUUGAAGCCUCGUCUCGCAGCAAGUUGAGUUUUCAAGAAAAGCAAAGCUUUUUCGAAAAGGAAAAGUGAUAACAAAAGUAAUCACUCAUUUCAUUCUUCCAAUAUUCAUACACAAUUUCAGAGCUGUACUUAUAUUUGUUAACAAGUUCCGAUUGAAGAAUGCAUUUUUUGACAAAAAAUGGAAACAUUGUUUUUUAGUCAUCUCUAGACACAUCAUGAAAUCAUCAGAUGAAAAGGAUUUAGAAUACUGCUGCAAACACGCAGUUGAAAAAAAAUCUAAAAAAGGGGACAUGCCUCCUUAACAACAAAGUAGGUGAAGGUAUUUUUAAUAGUAGUAGUAGUAGUAUAUUUAGCCAAAUUUAAAAGUUUUUUAAUACACGCAAAAAGGAGUUGGGAAUUUGACGAGUCUUUUCACUUACCGUCAAAAAAUAUAACGUAAUCCGUCUAUACGAUUUUUUCUGAAAUUGUAGAUACGCUGGUCUAUAGUGUUUUAUACCAAUUUUAGAUUUAGGUAUUUAUCUAGUAUUACUAUUUAACCCCGUAAAUGUAUUCAGAUUUAUUUUUUGUUGAUGUUCUAUAAUAUACCAUGCGAUUGUGAUUUUUGUAUCUGUAAUAAAUUUUACGUACUUAUAUUGUGAUACUAGGUAUUUCAGGUGUAUUCAAAUGGAUAAUCAAUCAACGAAUGUUUAUUACAUAUACAGUCAAAAUAGAUUUGUGUCUUAUUUCCCUUGGAUUUUAACAAUGUUCACUUUUAACGAAAUUUUCCGACCAUUUCACUUUUUUAGUAAGGAAGUAUUUAAAUCGAAAAUGAGAGGUUUUGUUUUUCUUUUUUUGAUAAUAUAUGAUCUCCCUGUAAGAAUUCGCCCUAUAGCCCCACGGUACCCCAUGAGCGUUUAGGCCUUCAUGGUAGCUGGAAACAAAACUACAC